Staurois parvus is the source of this 359-nucleotide messenger RNA. The record is from the annotation of a GenBank genome assembly. NCBI's taxonomy places the organism in Eukaryota, Metazoa, Chordata, Amphibia, Anura, Ranidae.
GGAGAUCAGAUAUAAUGAAUGCAGGGUGCGGGGAGACCAGAUAUAGUGAAUGCAGGGUCCUGGGAGACCGGAUAUAGUGAAUGCAGGGUCCUGGGAGACCGGAUAUAGUGAAUGCAGGGUCCGGGGAGACCAGAUAUAGUGAAUGCAGGGUGCGGGGAGACCAGAUAUAGUGAAUGCAGGGUCCGGGGAGAUCAGAUAUAGCGAAUGCAGGGUCCGGGGAGACCAGAUAUAGCGAAUGCAGGGUCCUGGGUUUAGUAACACUAAGUUCCUGGCCAUACCGGAAAGUAGCGCAUGCACUACUUCAGGUAGGACUUGCACAGACAUCUGUGUCUUGCAAGCUGCAGCUGUCUUGCAAUUCA